Pistacia vera is the source of this 1645-nucleotide messenger RNA. RefSeq names its product armadillo repeat-containing protein LFR-like. The transcript has 8 exons. The coding region runs from base 55 to 1434 and encodes 459 amino acids. Gene Ontology annotation, biological process: chromatin remodeling; positive regulation of DNA-templated transcription; regulation of transcription by RNA polymerase II. The record is from RefSeq and is a predicted model, not a curated record. Gene Ontology annotation, molecular function: nucleosome binding. Gene Ontology annotation, cellular component: SWI/SNF complex; nucleoplasm; brahma complex. Lineage: Eukaryota; Viridiplantae; Streptophyta; Magnoliopsida; Sapindales; Anacardiaceae.
UUAGACCCGUUAUUAACCACCCCUCUCCAACCAGAUUCAUCGACAAACAAAGAAAUGCAAAAGAGGGAACAGGGAAAGUCCGGUGGAAUGGCUGGCGGAGCCGCUGCCCCAGCAGCGAAGAGGGGCCGUCCGUUCGGCAGCACCAGCGGCAGUUCCUCUGGCAUCGGUGCUUCAGCGGAUACUGUUGCUCCAACGACUCUUCUAGGUCCAUCCCUUCAAGUCCACAGCUCCUUCGCUGAUCAAAACAAUAAAAGAAUAGUUCUUGCUCUUCAAAGUGGACUUAAGAGUGAAUUAACAUGGGCUUUGAAUACUCUCACAUUGCUCUCCUUCAAAGAAAAGGACGAUAUUCGCAAAGAUUCUACUCCUCUUGCCAAAAUACCUGGCCUACUUGAUGCUCUUCUCCAAGUUAUUGAUGACUGGCGUGAUAUAGCGCUGCCUAAAGAACUAAGAAAGACAACUAGAAAUAGAACAUUAGGUGUAAAUUCGUUGGUAACCGGAUUUGGUUAUGCGUAUGAGGCAUUGGGCUCAAAUAAUAAUACUGCUUCACGUUCUGGAGUUGGAUCUGCUGCUUCUGCGGCCGAGGGAAAGAGAAAUACUGCUAAAGUUCGUUCUUCAGAGUGGUGGUUUGAUGAAGAUGGCUUGUUUAAUCUAGAUGAAGAGGGGCGUGCAGAGAAGCAGCAGUGUGCUGUUGCUGCCUCUAAUAUCAUUAGGAACUUUUCAUUCAUGCCAGAUAAUGAAGUCAUUAUGGCCCAACAUCGUCAUUGUUUGGAAACAGUGUUCCAGUGCAUAGAAGAUCACAUCACAGAGGACGAGGAACUUGUUACAAAUGCCCUUGAGACAAUUGUAAAUUUGGCUCCGUUGCUUGAUCUUCGAAUUUUCAGUUCAUCAAAGCCGUCUUACAUCAAAAUAAAAGAGAAACGUGCAGUUGCAGCUAUCAUGGGGAUGUUGGGGUCUGCAUUUAAAGCAUGGCAUUGUGCAGCAGCUGAGUUAAUUGGGCGUUUGAUAAUAAAUCCUGAUAAUGAGCCCUUCCUUCUUCCAUUUGUUCCUCAGAUACAUAAACGCUUGGUUGAUCUUAUGAGCUUGCAAACAAUUGAUGCACAAGCUGCUGCUGUUGGCGCACUAUAUAACCUUGCGGAAGUUAAUAUGGAUUGCAGAUUGAAGCUUGCUAAUGAGCGAUGGGCAAUUGAUCGACUGCUGAAAAUUAUCAAGACACCACAAACAGUUCAUGAAGUUUGCAGGAAAGCAGCAAUGAUACUAGAGAGUCUUGUGUCUGAGCCUCAGAACAGGGUCUUGUUGCUAGCUUAUGAGAAUGCGUUUGCGGAGAUACUCUUCUCAGAUGGUAGGUUUUCUGAUACGUUUGCUAGGAUAUUGUAUGAACUUACAUCUAGGCCGAACAACAAAAUGGCGGCUGCACGUGGUGUAUGGGGCAUGUAGCUUAAGGCUUACGCCCAGCAUGGUCAUGUUAGUUGGGGUCUGGGAGCAAGAAUAUUUAAUGGUUUCAGAGAGAGUACGGGUAUGAUUUAAUUGUACAUACCAGCUGACUUAAAUUAUGGUUGGUCAUAGUUAAUGUGGUAGUUGAUAGUGUUACUAUGUUGUUGUAUGUACCUAAUGCAUGGAGUAAUGCUUCUAUCUCAACUUCUUGAAA